Molecule: messenger RNA, 618 nt
Organism: Mya arenaria
Lineage: Eukaryota; Metazoa; Mollusca; Bivalvia; Myida; Myidae
Product: dynein light chain Tctex-type protein 2B-like
Exons: 1
Coding region: 1-618 (205 amino acids)
Biological process (GO): microtubule-based movement
Cellular component (GO): cytoplasmic dynein complex; cytoplasm
Molecular function (GO): dynein intermediate chain binding
Source: RefSeq, a predicted model, not a curated record
AUGGCAAAAGUACAGAGCCUCACCGCAGAGAACCUAGCGGACCACCAUGGCGACCAGACCGGAAGCAAGCGACAUUCCAUUUACGCCAAGGAAGGGAGCGAGGGGCCGUCAGCAAUGACGACAAACCCAAGCAUGCGUAGAAUGUCGCGGUUUGAGGGGCGGCCUAGCGUCCAGUACGGCCGCCGGAUGUCACAGGUCUCCCGAAGCAGUGUCACCGGAAGUUCAUUUGCUCACAGACACAUCGGACUGUUUCCGGUUAAGUUACAAAAUACUUAUAAAGUAGAACCGGACACAAGCGAAGUGUUUAAACCGGGUAACGUUCAGGGCGUAAUUCAAGAAGUUUUGGACGAAUGUCUGGACGGGGAAAAGUACAAUUCUACUCAGUGCCGGAACCUGACGCAGAUGUUGACGGACUUGAUCAAAUCUCGCGUGAAGGACAUGGGCUUUAACCGAUACAAGUACAUAGUAACGGUGACCAUCGGUCAAGACUGUGACCAGGGUGUGCAUGUGGUCAGCCGCUGCCUCUGGAACAAGGACACGGACAAUUACGCCGAAGCCCACUAUAAUAAGAACGGACUGUACGCGGUGGCGGCUGUGUACGCCUGCUAUUUCGAAUAG